Messenger RNA from Trichoderma atroviride IMI 206040, 1248 nucleotides. RefSeq lists its product as uncharacterized. Lineage: Eukaryota; Fungi; Ascomycota; Sordariomycetes; Hypocreales; Hypocreaceae. Gene Ontology annotation, cellular component: mitochondrion. Gene Ontology annotation, biological process: fatty acid metabolic process. The record is from RefSeq and is a predicted model, not a curated record. Gene Ontology annotation, molecular function: trans-2-enoyl-CoA reductase (NADPH) activity.
AUGCUAGGCCGUCCUUAUCUAGCUCUAUGCGCUCUACCGCGGGCCGGGCGCAUCGUUGGACGGCUGUUUUCUAAUCCUCUAUCACAACAUGCUGUUCGACGCCGGUCUGGUCCGUAUGGCUACACCCAGGCCAAGGCUCUUGUCUUUUCCCAGAAUGGAGAGCCGUCGGACGUAUUGAAACUUCACACGCACUCCAUCUCUCCCUCGCUUUCUUCUAAAGCCGUCCUGCUGCGGGCUCUUGCGGCUCCCAUCAAUCCUGCCGAUAUAAACACCGUCCAGGGCACGUACGGCUCCCAGCCCAGCUUCACUUCCCUCAUCGGAACCUCUACCCCGUCCGCGAUCCCCGGAAAUGAGGGCGUCUUCGAAGUUCUCGCCACGGGCGAUCCGUCUUCCCCAGUUCGCAAGGGAGAUUGGGUGAUACCGGCCGUUGCGCAGUUUGGCACGUGGAGGACGCAUGCCGUGGCAGACGUGGACGAGAUAAUCAAAAUCAAUAAAGAAGGCCUGAAGGCGACUCAGGCGGCGACCAUCUCUAUCAACCCCGGCACGGCAUAUCGCAUUCUAAGAACAUACGGCCCCAACGCUGGAAUCAGCAAGGCUCUUGGCAUGCGACCGCUCGAGGUGGGCAGCGGCCAGUGGUUUAUCCAGAACGGCGCCAAUUCCGGCGUGGGCAGAGCGGCCAUACAGUUUGGCAAGCUCUGGGGCCUCAGGAGCAUCAACGUCAUUCGCGAACGAAGCUCUCCCGAGGCGACGGAAGAAUUGAAAAAAGAACUCACGGGUCUUGGCGCCGAUGCCGUUGUGACGGAGACACAGUUCUUAUCUCGGGAGUGGAAAGACCAGCUGGCGGAAAUCACAAACAAGGGCCGCGAGCAGAUUGGGCUUGGUCUGAACUGCGUCGGCGGCAAAUCUGCCACGGCUCUUGCUCGAUCGCUCGGUGAGGGCGCCACAAUGGUGUCGUAUGGAGGCAUGGCUAGGCAGCCUGUUGCUCUGCCUGUGGGGUUGCUCAUCUUCAAAGAUAUCCGCUUUGUUGGCUUCUGGCUUUCGCGAUGGAAUCAACAGGAUCCCACCGGGCGCAGACACAUGACUGAUUACAUCGUGGAUAGUAUCCGCGAGGGUAAAUUCCAAGACGUUCCUCUGGAUGAAGUGGCGUGGAACUGGGAAACCGAGGCUUCUACUCUGACGGAGGAAGUGCAGAAAGGCCUUCAGGGCUUCAGAAAAGGUAAAGGCAUAUUCGUGUUUGGCGAUACAUGA